Molecule: messenger RNA, 3592 nt
Organism: Neofelis nebulosa (Clouded leopard)
Lineage: Eukaryota; Metazoa; Chordata; Mammalia; Carnivora; Felidae
Gene: MITD1
Product: microtubule interacting and trafficking domain containing 1
Exons: 7
Coding region: 3007-3552 (181 amino acids)
Biological process (GO): midbody abscission
Cellular component (GO): midbody
Source: RefSeq, a predicted model, not a curated record
UGCUUUUAUGUUUAGAUAUUUUCGUUAGAAGUAAACAAAAAUAAAAUCACAUAGCGGUAGAAUAAAAUUCAUAAAUAACGGGUGUACUGAAAUUCGUUGUGAGAAAUACAUAGGAUUGUGGGUAGGCACAGCGAAACUCGAUCUGUUAAUAUAGUUAUUCAAUGUUGAGAAGUACCCAAAUAACCAUUAACAACCAGUACAAUCUCUGGCACAUAGUAGACACUCAGUAAUUAUGUAUUAAACUGAUUUAAGUCCGGCCCCUGGUCCCCACAACCUGUAGCUCCCAGUCUGGCCGAAGAUCUCCCCUGUGUGCCUUUUAGCCUAAGUAUUACAGAAGCUUUUGGACAGCAGAGGGCGCUUUUCAGGGGGUGGGGGCUUUAGUAAAACUACUUUGGGAAGGCCCAGAUGAUGAUGAAGAUGAAGAUGAUGAUGAUGGGGAAGAAGAAGGAGAUGAUGAUGAUGGAGGAAAGUAAUUAUCAUUUAUGAGUGCUGAGUGCUAGGCACUGUCAGAGCACAUGAAUAUCAUGAUCUUGUUUCAUCUUUACAAUUGCCCUGAGAAGUAGGAGUUGAUGUUAUCCUCAUUGUACAGCAUAAAAUUAAGCUUUUCAGUUCCACCACAGUUAGUCAAAAUUGGGAGCCCAAGGCUUUAAAGACUCUGGUAUACUGACUGCCAAAAAAAGAGAGGGUACAGUGUUGGUCAGGUGGAUCAUUGCUUAAGUUCCAGUGCUCUAGGGUUGCCAGGUCAAGCACUACUCAAGUUCUGGCAUUCUGGGAAUCUGAAUCAGGAGAACUAUAGUUUUGCUCCUGUGUGCUCUACUGAUUCUACAGAGGUUAUAUAGAGACAGUGACCUGAUCUUACAGGUUAAGAUACAAAUGCAAAUAACUCUAGUACAGGAAAUAAGUGCCGGGAGAGAGAGAUAGACAAUGAGGAUUUAAAUAGUUAAAGGUCAUUUGGGGGAGGAAAGGUGGAGGUGGCUUUUGAGGAAUAAGUAGAAUUUCAGAAAUGAAAUUCCACAAAGAGUGUUUAAAUUCUGUCUGUGCUAUUUUUACCAAAUAAGUGGUUCACUUUGGUUCAUUGUGUGUCUCUAGAUGAAGAGUGAGAAGUAAAGUAGAUUGAGGUGUGGUGUGGAUGACCUUCACUGCCAGGAGAUUUUAACUCCUUCCAUAGACAAAGAGAAACCAUUUAAAGUUUUUAUAAAGGAGUGAUGUAAUUAGAGUUGCAUGUCAGGGCUUGUCUCUAUUAGGAAUAUGCUCUUCUCCCAAAUAUCUGCAUAGCAUACUCCCUCUUCUCUUUCAGUUUUUUAUACAAAUAGUACCUUCACUGUGAGGCCUUUCCUGACUUCCUGUGUAAAGUUACAACCCCAUCCCAGGACUCCCUUGUUUUCUUCCUUGUUUUAUUUUAUUUAAUAGCACUUAUCACAAUCUAACAUACAUAUUUUACCAACUUCCUUUUAUUGUUCUCUUUCCUCCCACUUGAAUGAUAGGGGAUAAUCAUGUCUGUUUUAUUAACUGCUGUAGCCCCAGUGCUUAGAACAAUGUCUGGCAUGUGGUAAGUUCUCAGUAAAUAAUUCUUGAAUAAAUGAGUGAAUAUGGCAAGAGUGUGGGGGAGAUACUAACCUGAAGAGACUGAAGUAAAGCAGACCAAUCGAGGAGCUUCUGCAGGAAUCAAGAUGAGAGGUGAGAAGGGCCUGAAGGAACCAGAGGGGUGACACCAAUAUUAAGAAAGGAGGAGACAGUCUGGAUAUUGAAUAAUUGGCAUUAGGACAUGACUAGAUGUGGGAGUGAGGUUCCAGUGGAAUGGCUGCUGUAAGUAAGCCUAGGAAACUGAGAUGUGAUGUUUGAGGAAUGGGUCUACAUUGUUAAAUUCUGCCAGCUGAUCGAGGGUGAUCGUUAAGAAAGGACUACUUUAUUUACAGAGGACAGAGAAAAUAGAGUAUAUUUAUAGGCAGUUGCAAAGUAACAGUGGAAUUUAAGAAAAGAGAUAUUAUAGUCUGGUUCUAAAGGAAGCCCAGAGUAUGGUGAAUGGAAAAAAUUAUGUAGGUGAUAAUGAUAUUAACAAAAUUUAUUAUUUCCUACAAGCCAGUCUCUUUGAUCAUUAAUCAUCUCCCUGUCUAAGGAACAAUUUCUCUUUCCGUGUUACAGUUGAGGAUACAGACAGGUUGAAUAACUGGCCAUGGUCACACAGCCAAAAGUGGCAGAGCAGGUUUUGAACUAAAACCAUGUGACUCCAGAUGCUUUGCUGUUAACCACUAUUCACACUGCCUCUUUGUAACAGAGACCAUAAAAUGCUUAAUCCUGAUAAAGAGACCAGUUCAAGGUUUUUGAGUUUAAAGAAAUAUAUAUAAACCUAGUAGAAGAAUAUGAGUUCUCAUAUCACCUUAGGAGCAAAAACAGGAUUCCUCACAAGAGAUUUAUAGAUUAUAAAUGGAUAGAUUAGGAUUUUCUUAAGAUACUGAAGUAUAGGCAUGAGAAAGUAGGGAUCUCGAUACUAAUUUUCAAGUAGAAGGACUUGAAAAGAAAAGAAUUCAGUAAUUAUAUUGAUAUCAAUAAUUUUUUUUAAUGUUUAUUUAUUUUUGAGAAGAGAGAGACAGAGCAUGAGCGGGGAAGGAGAAAGAAAGAGGAGACACAGAAUCUGAAACAGGCUCCAGGCUCUGAGCUGUCAGCACAGAGCCCCACGCGGGGCUUGAACUCACGGACCGCGAGAUCAUGACCUGAGCCGAAGUCGGAUGCUGAGCCGACUGAGCCAUCCAGGCGCCCCAUAUUGAUAUCAGUAAAAUGUUGGAAACAACCUGAAUACCCUGGGAAGAAGAGAGGUUGAAUAAAGUGUGGUACAUCCACACAAUGGAGUGCUAUACUGCUGUAAAAAACAAUGAGGAGGAUCUGUGGAAGCGAUAUGGAGUGAUUUCCAGGAUACACUGUUAGGUGAAAACUACAAAGGACAAAGAGAUCUAUGGCACCAAAGAUGUUACAAAGAAAUGUAAUCUCAGAAAACAAAUUUCUAGCUACAUGGAUAGAGCAGAAAUAGUGAAGAAAUACACGGAUCAAGAAAAAGAAGAUGGAAAAUAUCAUCGGCAGAUUAAAAUAGAAGAGAAUGCAACAGGUUUCAGUUACGAGUCACUUUUUCAAGAAUAUCUUAAUGAAACAGUUACAGAAGUUUGGAUACAAGAUCCUUAUAUUAGACAGAUUCAUCAGCUGUAUAACUUUCUUCGAUUUUGUGAGAUGCUUAUUAAGAGACCGUGUAAAGUAAAAACCAUUCAUCUUCUCACUUCUCUGGAUGAAGGUAGUGGGAAAGAGCAGCAAAGUAGUGGCCUGCAAGAAAUAAAAGAGUCACUCAAGAAUCAUGGAGUGCUGUUGGAAUUAGAAUAUUCUUCUUCAGUACAUGACCGAGAAAUUAGGUUUAACAAUGGAUGGAUGAUUAAGAUUGGAAGGGGACUUGAUUAUUUUAAGAAACCACAGAGUCGUUUUUCCCUUGGAUAUUGUGAUUUUGAUUUAAGACCAUGUCAUGAAACAACGGUGGACAUUUUUCAUAACAAGCACACAAAAAAAAUAUGAUGGGCAGUAACUUAAUUUGCAUUAUAUAUUUAUAUUUUAA